Messenger RNA from Ziziphus jujuba (common jujube), 2529 nucleotides. RefSeq names its product putative disease resistance RPP13-like protein 3. Gene Ontology annotation, molecular function: ADP binding. The record is from RefSeq and is a predicted model, not a curated record. Gene Ontology annotation, biological process: defense response to other organism. The transcript has 3 exons. The coding region runs from base 1 to 2529 and encodes 842 amino acids. Lineage: Eukaryota; Viridiplantae; Streptophyta; Magnoliopsida; Rosales; Rhamnaceae.
AUGACUGAAGCUGUUGUUGGUUUUGUGUUGGAGAGGUUGGAAAAUUUGCUCAUCCAUGAAGCAGAUUUGCUCCGUACAGUCAAGGGCGAUGUUAAUUUGCUUCAGGAUGAUCUUCGCAUUAUGAAUGCAUUUCUCAAAGAUUCUGAAGGGAAAGGAGACGGUCAGGAAAUGGUGGAGGUGCUAAUCGACCUAAUCAGAAAAGCUGCUUUUGGGGCUGAGGAUGUCAUAAACACAUACAUGGCUCAAGUUAUAAAGCAAAGGAGAAGGAAGCUGCCGAUGAAAUUGUUCCAUUGCUUUGAUCAAGCACUCGUGCUUCACCAAGCUCAAUCUCGUGCAAAUGAAGAGGCAGAACAAUCACUUCAACAACGCCGGAGAAAUGUUGAGGAAGAAGAUGUGGUAGGCUUUGGCAAUGACACAGCAAAAUUGGUCUAUCAGCUUCUCGAUCGAAGCAGAUCACAACGCAAGGUAAUUUCAAUCAUAGGCAUGGGUGGUUUGGGAAAGACCACACUUGCCAGAAAAGUUUACAACAAUACUCGUAUCAAGAAUCAUUUUGCUCACUGUGCUUGGGUUAAUGUAUCUCAAGAAUACAAAACCAGAGCGUUGAUUCUUGAUAUAUUGAAGUGCGUUGGGCCAAUAUCAGAAGAAACAUAUAACAUGUCUGAUGAAAAACUUAAAGGCGAAUUGCGUGACAAGUUGAAAGGAAAGAGGUAUUUUGUCGUCAUGGAUGACGUGUGGAAACCUCAAUUUUGGGAUGAGAUGAGAGCAUGUUUUCCCAAUGACUCAAAUGGAAGCAGAAUAUUAAUCACUAGUCGGGAAAAAGAAGUUGCUUCGAAUGCGGGCUCAAAUCCUCCUUAUUUCUUACCAUUUCUUGAUAAGGAAGAGAGUUGGGAACUCUUAUGCAAAAAGGUGUUUCAAGAAGAAAAAUGUCCUUCAAAUCUGGAAAGUCUCGGGCGGCAACUUGCAGAAAGUUGUAAAGGCCUACCGCUUUCUAUUGUGGUAUUGGGAGGUAUUCUGGCAAAGAAAGACAAGACACCCCAAACAUGGUCCAAUCUUAUUGGCAAUGUCAAUUGGUUCCUCAUCGACGAUGACAACAAGCGUUGUUCAGAUAUUCUCGCUCUGAGCUACAGCUACUUGCCACGUAAAUUGAGAGUAUGUUUCUUGUAUGUCGGUGUCUUCCCUGAAGAUUUUCUGAUCCCUGCAAGGACAUUAAUUCAAAUGUGGGUUGCUGAAGGAUUCAUAUCUGUUCAAAAUGACAGCAGAAAAAUGGAUGAAAUUGAUGUUGCUGAAUACUACUUGGAACAGCUCAUCGAUCGAAGUUUGAUCCAGGUAGCAAGUAGGAAAAGCGACGGAGGCGUGAAGACGUGUCGUAUCCAUGACCUUGUAAGAGAUUUCUGCAUAAAGAUGAGCAUUCAAGAGAAAUUUUACGAGGUUCGUGUGAAUAGUGCUGACCUUAGACGUUCAUCAAAUAGUAGCAUCCCUCGAAGACUAUCCAUACAAGGUAACAUUGAUUCUGAAAGCAUUUCCUCUUCAAGGACUAGCAAUAAUUCAAUUUCUGUUGGGUCCUUGUUGUUAUUUAACUCAUAUUCUCAUUACAACCCUCUGAAAUGGGCUUUGAAGAACUUUAGGUUUGUCCGGUUGUUGUCUGUUGAGGUUAGUGAUUCAUCUCAUCGUUCCCGUACUUUUCCUAAGGAAAUAGGACAGCUAGUAUUUCUAAGAUACCUUAAGAUAGCAUAUACGGGCCGAAUUCGUAUGGCAUCUGCGGGCAGACGUUAUUUAGUUUAUUAUUGGAAAUCAUUUCCUGCUUCCAUAUGCAAGCUUCCAUAUCUUGAAACAAUUCACGUGGAAGGAUGGAUUGUCAAGUACAUUCCAAAUGAGAUAUGGAUGAUGAAGCAAUUAAGACAUCUCUGCGCAAGAUAUGGAAUAGAAUUAAAACCACCUUCAAAAAUUGGUCACACUUUGAGCAAUCUGAAAGUCCUUUCCUUUGUACAGAUUGAUGAAUCUAUGGCGUCGGAAAUAUUGGCAAGUCUAGAGUCUUUGCGAAACCUGCAAAUCUUGAAAUUGAGUAACUUCAAAUUUUGGCAGCAGUUGGAUUUGUUCCCAUCAUCAUCAUCGUCAUCAAAACUCACCAAGAUUACAUUUGUAGGCUGCGAAUACUUGGACUCAAACCACUUGAUGGGAAGUCUUGGGAAACUUGCGAACUUACGGAUCCUAAAGAUUAGAGGACGGCUUAGUUCUCCUUCGCAGCUACAUUUCAUGGCGGGUGAAUUUCCGCAGUUGGAAGUCUUUAAAAUGAUUGGUUUAAGAGAUAUUGAAACGUGGGAACUCGAGACACAUGCAAUGCCCAACCUUAAGCAUCUGGUUAUAGAGCGAUGUACAAGCUUGAGAAACCUUCCUGAUGAACUCUGGAGCUUGGCCAACCUCAGAAUGGUAGAGGUAUCGAACAUCGAAGCAGAUUUGAAGGAGAAGCUCGUGAUCAAGCAAUCAAAGAUGAAGGAGGAGGGAUAUUCUUGCAAACUCAUCAUAAAUUGA